AAAGAAUUUGGGUGGGAAAAGCGCGCUACGUGUUUUAGACAGCCGUCAUCAUAUCUGCAGCCUGAAGCGGCACAGAAAGGUGUAGAAAUUAUACACAAUGGUGUUGUUUACGAUGAUCGCGCGGUUAGCGGAUGGACUUCCUCUGGCUGCGUCCAUGCAAGAAGACGAACAGGCAAGUGAAAAGAUGGGUCGAGACAUGCAGCAAUAUCAGAGUCAGGCCAAACAGCUGUUUCGGAAGCUUAAUGAACAAAGUCCAACACGCUGCACGCUGGAGGCCGGAUCCAUGACCUUUCACUACCUGAUAGAGACAGGGGUGUGUUACCUGGUGCUGUGUGAGGCCGUGUUCCCCAAGAAACUCGCCUUCGCCUACUUAGAGGAUCUCCAAGCCGAGUUCCACGAGCAGUACGGAAAGAAGGUCCCCACCGUGUCCAGACCGUACUCCUUCAUCGAGUUCGAUACGUACAUCCAGAAAACCAAGAAGUCUUACAUCGACAGCAGAGCUCGCAGGAACCUGGGCAGCAUCAACACGGAGCUGCAGGACGUCCAGAGGAUCAUGGUGGCCAACAUCGAGGAGGUGCUGCAGCGAGGAGAGGCUUUAUCUGCUUUGGACUCGAAGGCCAGCAACCUGUCCAGCUUGUCCAAGAAAUACCGCAGCGACGCCAAAUACCUGAACACGCGCUCCACCUACGCCAAGCUGGCGGCCGGCGGCGUCUUCUUCAUCAUGCUCAUCGUCUACGUCCGCUUCUGGUGGCUGUGAGGAUGAGGAAGAGGAGGAAGAAGAAGAGGAGGACAGAGGAGACGUGACGGAGACCCGGACGUCGC
This is a messenger RNA of Tachysurus fulvidraco (yellow catfish), 822 nucleotides long. RefSeq names its product SEC22 homolog B, vesicle trafficking protein b (gene sec22bb). The transcript has 6 exons. Gene Ontology annotation, biological process: endoplasmic reticulum to Golgi vesicle-mediated transport; vesicle fusion with Golgi apparatus; retrograde vesicle-mediated transport, Golgi to endoplasmic reticulum. Gene Ontology annotation, cellular component: endoplasmic reticulum membrane; endoplasmic reticulum-Golgi intermediate compartment; Golgi membrane. Gene Ontology annotation, molecular function: SNAP receptor activity. Bases 98 to 757 code for a protein of 219 amino acids. Lineage: Eukaryota; Metazoa; Chordata; Actinopteri; Siluriformes; Bagridae. The record is from RefSeq and is a predicted model, not a curated record.